Molecule: messenger RNA, 1155 nt
Organism: Fonticula alba
Lineage: Eukaryota; Rotosphaerida; Fonticulaceae
Product: pyrroline-5-carboxylate reductase
Exons: 4
Coding region: 136-1122 (328 amino acids)
Biological process (GO): L-proline biosynthetic process
Molecular function (GO): pyrroline-5-carboxylate reductase activity
Source: RefSeq, a predicted model, not a curated record
GCCGUGUUGGCCGGAGGUCCACAACCUCCUCUCUUCCCCUGCCUCACUGGCCCUGCCCAAUCUCAAUUGCAUCUUGCCAGUUUCCCAAAGCCACACCCUCCUCUGCUCCACCACAUAUCCAUACGAUUACAUACCAUGUCCCUCUCUUCUGCAAUCGGCUUCAUCGGCGGUGGGCAAAUGGCCACCGCCAUCUACCGCGGCCUUGUCCGGAAAGGCAUCCGGAAGGCCGCCGAUCUUUACGUGUACGAUGUGAAUGCCUCGGCCCGCCAGGCGGCCAGCACGCUCGGCAUCAAUGCCCCGAGCUCUGCGGCCAUUGUCGCCGAGUCUACCCGCGUCAUUCUGAUCUGUGUCAAGCCGGAUGCCGUGCCGACUGUCUUGCGUGACCUCCGCCCGAACAUCGGCUCCGGGCACUUGCUCAUCUCUGUGGCGGCCGGUGUGACCACCCGGGCCCUGGAAGCGGCUGCUGGCUCCGGGCUCGGUGUCUUCCCGUCGGGUGGUGCCGAGGCCGAGCCCGACUUCAAGCACACUGUUUCUCACCCCGGUCCGCCGCGCAUUGUGCGCGUCAUGCCGAACACCCCGUCCCUGGUGGGCGAGGGGGCGACUGGCAUUUCAGCCGGGACCAACGCCACCGGCGAGGACGUCGAACUCACGCGCGAGCUUUUCUCGGCUGUUGGACAGGCCCACGUGGUGGACGAGAAGAUGCUCGAUGCGGUGACCGGCUUGGCCGGCUCGGGCCCGGCCUACGCCCUGCUCUUCAUUGAGGCGCUUGCGGAUGGCGGCGUCUUCGCUGGGCUUCCGCGCCCUGCGGCCCGGGCACUGGCUGCGCAGACGGUCCUCGGCACGGCGCGCAUGGUUCUCACGGCGGACGGUGGCGGGUGCUCGGCCUGCGGCGGUGUGCCGGCCCCGGCUGGCGCAGCUCCGGUUUGCAGCUGCCCCCCGCCCCCGCACACGGCCGAGCUUCGGGACCGUGUUUCCAGCCCGGCCGGCACCACGGUGGCUGGGCUCAAGGUCCUGGAGGACCGCGGUGUGCGCGGAGCCGUUAUCAGCGCCGUGGCCGCGGCCACCGAUCGUGCCCGCGAGCUCGGGGAGAUUGCCCAGCGCGAGACCUCCGGCAGCCAGUAAUCAUCCGGCGAAUAGACACGUGAUGCGAUCACA